UUUCGUUCAAUUUUAUGGGCUUGGUUCGACGGUAGUCCCGUUGUGUUAUAAGUCACUGGGCUUAUUUAAAAUUUCUGUCAAUAAAAAUCGAAAAAAAAAUGUUCUUGUUAGGGGGUUUAAUCACUUACAUCUUGCUUUUAUACCCGUUAACAUUGGCGAAUCUGGCUGAUGAUGAUAAAUUUAAAGUUGUGAGCGGGUUUAAUGCCGAGCUGAAGGACGUGCCAUAUCAGGCCUCAGUGCGCUUAAUCUGGCGGGAGAGAAAGCGAUUGGGCAGUGGCCAUUUUUGCGGUGGGACUGUCAUUAGUAGUCGCGUGGUUGUCACAGCAGCUCAUUGCCUAUCGUAUUCAAUACGACCUAGUGACUUGGUGGUUGUAUUGGGGAAUAGAUUGCUAAACGCCGUAAGUCCAACAAUGCGUAUGUUUCAGAUCGUAGGAUGGCGCAUACAUCAACAGUAUUAUAAGCAUCACAUCGAUAUUGCAUUGAUAUUCACUUCACAUGAUAUAAGACCCAUUGCGGGGGCUAUCGCGUUUCUGCCCCUUAAUACGAGGGCAGUCCCCGAGGGUACCAGCUGCCUAGUGUCCGGCUGGGGUCGCACCGUUCACAAUGUGUCAGGGCAUACGAAUGCUCUGCAAGCGGCAUGGAUACCAAUUGGCAACCCAGAACAUUGCACAGAGUUGUAUAAAAGCACUGAUGUAAUUUGUGCCGGCUUUACGUCGAUGGUUGGGUCCAGCUCCUGCAAGGGUGACUCAGGCGGCCCGUUGAGGUGCGACAAUGAACUGGCGGGUAUAGUCUCCAGGGGCAUACAUUGUGGUACGAGACAUAGGCCAAGCGCGUAUACAAGUAUUCGGUAUCAUGCCAGAUGGAUACAACAACAGAGCCAAUCUUUCAAUGGAGUUUUGCCGCUCCGAUCGACUUGCAUCCAGGGGCAAGUGGGUCUCGCUUUCAUCAUCUAUGUGACGACCAGAUGAAGUUCUAAAUAAUUGUUUGACAGUAAUUGUACGGCCAGAGUCAGAGCAGCGUGCUGCGUGGCAAAGUGUUGACAGACGACAGCUGCAAAUGCAGCAAACAGCAACAGAAAUAAGUCCAUGGUAAUAAAUUGCAUUUAAGCAAACAUUAGUUAAAUUAACUGUUAAUUUCAAUAAUCGGCCACAAAUUGAACUCAUCGUCCAUGAAUCCAUGAGCUGCGGGUGCUGGGGGCGGGGCAGAAGCGCAUUAAUGCGAUUAUUGUUGAAAUGCCAAAAUGGAAAUUCUAUUCGACGUAGAACAAGAAAAAAUAGGAGUGAGCAGGUCGAGGCAGGAAACCCGAAACCGAAAUGCGACUCAUAUCCAUGUCCCGCAUAAAACGACACUGCGAAUUGCGGCUGCCAUCAGUAUAAUCAUAAGCAUAGUCAAUAUCAGCAUUGACAUCAGCCAGAAUGGACAACCGGAAUCGAUGUAUUAAGUAUUUGGCUUGCUUCCGAACCAAAUUGCACCGGAAUACUAAUUUAAACACAGAUACAAAUUGGACGAAGCUGUCGCCUCUACUCAGAGAGUGUUGGCUAACGCAGCGGGCAGUCUCCGCAGGGAGGGGCAGACGGGGCGGGUUCUGCUAGUGAAUUUUUGUUUGUCUCUCUCUCUCUCUCUCUCUCUGUGUGUUGAAAAUUCGAAAAUUACGUGACUGCAUUCGCAAAAGAAAGGCGCAAAGAAUUGUUGGAAUGUAGAAAUUGGGCUGCGACUGAGCUGAAUUUUAAAUGAUGAGCGUCGACGCGACGUGUGGUAGGGGAAUAGUCGAAAUAAAAAGGGCGAUUUAUGGGCUAUGGAGGGGAGAGGAGAGGAGGGGCGGGACUUGGCUAAAGAACUUUCGAGCCGCUCUAAUUCAGACCGUGUACCCAAAGGGUGCACGCACGCAGGCCUUGACCGGCUCGACUCAGGGUCUGGGUCGGGUCGGGUCUCUCCCUGUCUUUCUCGGUUACGGGUCUGCAAGCCGUGUCUGUGUGUCCUGGCCAGCCGGCAGGCUCAAACUGUGCGGCAAACACACGAAUAUAUAUCAACAAACAACAUUUGGGUAAUAAUGUUGUUAAUUUUUUAAGUUGAUAAGGCCAAAGGGUGUCCAUACACUGAGCGAAAAGGUCAAACAAUGUGGCAAAACCACUGUGGCAAGUAUAAUGUAUUUGUCUGGCAUUGUUGAACCAUCUAGCUAUUUAAAUCGGAAUCAAUCAGGCUGACUAUAGAUUUCCUCUAUUUUCACAUCAUUCCUCUCUCCUUACUUGGAACCUAUCCGUAUCAAGGCUGAUCUUAAGUUUUUAUAUGAAGGCGUUUUCCUUGCCUUGUCUGCUCUAAUCUUCGCUUCUCUUCAUUUGUGUUAAAGUUCUCUCCGAAAGCAAACAUUUCUAUCUAUCUUUAUACCUAUUAUAUAAUCAAUCAGGCUGAUCAUAUCUAGGCUUCUCGCCUCUUACCUUUUGCUC
Messenger RNA from Drosophila hydei, 2444 nucleotides. RefSeq names its product trypsin-like. Gene Ontology annotation, biological process: proteolysis. Gene Ontology annotation, molecular function: serine-type endopeptidase activity. The record is from RefSeq and is a predicted model, not a curated record. The transcript is spliced from 6 exons. The coding region runs from base 99 to 968 and encodes 289 amino acids. Lineage: Eukaryota; Metazoa; Arthropoda; Insecta; Diptera; Drosophilidae.